GAUUUCUUUCCAUUCCCUUUCCGCAAUGGCCACCAUCACCAGAAGAUCAUGGCGCGCUUCUUCCAGGAAUUGGCAAAUUGAGCUGCAGGGGAAGAUGGAGUUUGAGAUUUUUAGCAACCUCACCCAGACGGAUGUAUCGCCCGAGGAGGCCUUACAGCAAAUCCUGGCCCGAAUCAAGGCCGUCUUAAACAACAAACAGGAACUGGGUCAGCGUCUCUACGACACUGCGAGCUGUUUGAUUGAAGUUGCCGAACGGACCGCCGCUCCUGAGCGCCUAAACAAGCUUGCGACGUUUGUAAAGCUGCUGCGAGAGAUUACCUGGACGGGCGAGAAUGGCGAACCACUAAGACACGAUGAUUAUCUCCUCUUUACCGACCUGCCUGUAUUUGGCUACACUCUCGCCGAUGAAUUGCAGAGCUUCAGUCCCGACAAAUCUGAUGGAAAUACUGAAGAUGAACAAGCCUGGGAAAAUCUGGUAACUUUCUGUGCGCAGUUUUCCACUCCAAACAAGAUGUUCGACCUCACAGACGUCUAUACAUGUUGGGACCUCCGGCUUGCAUUUGACCCUGAAGGGCCAGCAAAUGAAUGCACAGUGCGGUCCGCGUGCUUGUGGUUUAUUUAUGCAGCUGACACGCUUUGGGCUCAUGUCCUUGACCCCAAAGUAGAGGAUGGGGAAAGGCCGUGGUUUAGUCGGGAGAAUUGGAAGUGGUGGAAGAAGUGGCUGAAAGACUUCAAGUCGCAGUUUGGUGCGAAGGAAAGUAGGAGAACGAGGGAUCUGAUCGAUGAGGCUUUAGUGCAGAUGAAGCGGGUUGAGAAGAAAAGUUAGGACUACGAUUUAUAUUUAUAGAUGGAAUGUAACGC
This is a messenger RNA of Aplosporella prunicola CBS 121167, 861 nucleotides long. RefSeq lists its product as uncharacterized. The record is from RefSeq and is a predicted model, not a curated record. The coding region runs from base 26 to 826 and encodes 266 amino acids. NCBI's taxonomy places the organism in Eukaryota, Fungi, Ascomycota, Dothideomycetes, Botryosphaeriales, Aplosporellaceae. The transcript has 2 exons.